AUGAUCGACAAAGAGAAGCACGAGAUUCUGCCGACGUUGAUCACCAAGUCGUAUGUGACAAGACGACUACCCACCCUACUUGCGAUGGCUUUUGUGGGAGUCGGGUGGACAUUAAACGAGGUGGCAUUGGCAUGGAUUCACGAACGCGUUCCCCGGGAUACACCACCAUUACCUGAUUUGUGGUUUUCAUGGUUCCCCGAGGUCAAAGGUGCAAUCAGAAUCACUGAAUACAUCAUGAUCAUUCUCGUAGUAAACGCCAUCGUCAUCAUUGUUACCCAUCAGCACAGGUGGGUGGUCUCUCGACGGGUCCUGUUCUGUGCAGCACUAUCCUAUUGUUUUCGAGCGCUUUGCAUAACGAUUUUCCAGGUGAGAUCAAUAUCAAUUCCUACCUCAUUAACUAUUCGACCUCGAACUGAUACGAUCUGA
Messenger RNA from Cooperia oncophora, 426 nucleotides. NCBI's taxonomy places the organism in Eukaryota, Metazoa, Nematoda, Chromadorea, Rhabditida, Trichostrongylidae. The record is from the annotation of a GenBank genome assembly.